Molecule: messenger RNA, 846 nt
Organism: Linderina pennispora
Lineage: Eukaryota; Fungi; Kickxellomycota; Kickxellomycetes; Kickxellales; Kickxellaceae
Product: TBC-domain-containing protein
Exons: 1
Source: RefSeq, a predicted model, not a curated record
GAGGCCAAGUGGGGGGCGCUGCUGCGGACGCUGGAUGCCAGCACCAUGCGCGGGUCGCGCAAGAUCAAGCAGCUGGUCCAGGCGGGUCUGCCGAUGCGGCUCCGCAGCCAGAUCUACUAUCUGCUCUCGGGUGCGCCGCGGCUCGAGAAGCCGCACCACUACGCAGCGCUGCUGGCCAUGGGCGACUUGCCCAUCUACGAUGUCAUUGAGCGCGAUGUCCCGCGGUGCUAUCCCGACCACGUGAUGUUUGCCGACGCCGACGGUGCUGGCCAGCGCCAGCUGCGGCGCAUCCUGCGGGCAUAUGCACACCACAACGCCAAGGUCGGAUACUGCCAGGGCAUGGGCCGUCUGGUGGGGCUGUUCCUGAUAGUGGGCAUGUCUGAGGAGCGGGCCUUCUGGGCGCUGGCUGCGACCAUCAGCAACUACAUCCCCAGGUACUACGAGCCGGAUCUAGGCGGGCUGCGCAUCCACACGGCUGUCUUCGAGUCGCUGCUGCGUGAGCGCUGCCCGCAGCUGUACGAGCACCUGGCUGCGCAGGGCUGCGAUGCGCUGAUGUAUGCCACGCCGUGGUUCAUGACCAUCUUCACGCUGUCGCUGCCGUGGCAGUCGGCGCUGCGCGUGUGGGACUGGUUCCUGUAUCGUGGCCCGAAGGCGCUGUUCCGCAUUGCCCUGGCCAUCAUGGAUCUCGCCAGCGACUAUCUGCUGGACGCCUGCCCGACAAUCACCGAGCAGCUGGGCUUCCUGCUGCACAUCCCGCCGUCGCUGGUUGACGCCGACGCGCUGAUCAGCGCUGCCAUCAACGUCAAGGUCUCCGAGCGCCAUAUCGAGCGCCUGACCCGGUCUGCA